This is a messenger RNA of Emiliania huxleyi CCMP1516, 882 nucleotides long. RefSeq lists its product as hypothetical. Lineage: Eukaryota; Haptophyta; Isochrysidales; Noelaerhabdaceae. The coding region runs from base 1 to 882 and encodes 293 amino acids. The record is from RefSeq and is a predicted model, not a curated record. The transcript has 3 exons.
AUGGCGAUGCAGCCGCCACCGAUGCAGCAGCAGAAGCACCACCACCACCACCAGCAGCAGCAGCACCAGCAAUCGCGUGAGCCGCUCCACCGGCGGCUACUGCAAAGCGGCUCGGUCCGAACCUGGCAAGGGUCGGCCCACGACGACCAGGCCGACGUCUCCAUCGGCACCGCCGGCCGGCCGCUCGACGCUGAGGUCGAGCUGUGGGAAGGCCCGCUCGAGUUCCCGGCCGCAGCCGCCGUCGCCGACGACUUGGGCCCGGCCCGCCCGCCGCCCGCAAAUGGCUACGAGGGAGCCGCGCUUCACCCGGGCCUGGUCGUCGGGGACAGCAGCACGAGCUCAGACCGCAUCCAGGGCGGCGCGCUGCGCACCUUUCGGGUGGACGCCGCGGUAGCGAGCGUCGAGGUGCGCCUCCUGAGCGAGGGGUACCCCAUCUACGGGGCCAUCGAGGUGCUGCAGGGCCCAAACACCGAGAGGCAGGUGAUCGAGCUCUACUCGGAGAACGGGCGCGAUCGGCCCAUCUCGUACCUGCUUGAGACACCCGGCUUCGGCUGCGUCGUCUCCGUCAAAAACACGUGGCCGUCGAUGGAGUACCCGAUGACGGCCCUCGUCCUCCCGCACGUGGUGAGCCCGCGCGGCUGGGGCGGCUGGCAGGCCGGACAGCGCCGCGACGGUUACGAUGGCGUCGGCGGGCGGGAUGCGCGGCUCGGCGGGUUCGGGGACGGCUACGGCGGCGCCGGCGCCGGCGGGUACGACCCGCGGGCGGUGCGUGGCAUGGUCGUGCCAAAGCUGCAGGACCAGCGCGGCCGAGGCGCGCCUCCCUCGCAGGCCGGCCGCGCUGCGGGGAGCGGCGCGUACGGGCGGGACUUUGGCAGGGGCUAG